AUGGCGCCGAGCAUCGUGACAUGGCAUUUUCACUUCUACCCGCCCCGCGCCGCCGUUCUCGAGCUCCGGAAAUCGCCGCCGCCCGCCGUUCCCGAGCUCCGGCCUGCCCGCCCGCCCAGCUCCGGCGAGGGCGCUUGGCUUCCGGCGGGCCGCGCCUGCUCGCCACCGGCCCCGCGCCUGCUCGCCAACGGCGGCCGCCGCGCACCUGCUCGCCCCGCGCCUGCUCGCCACCGGCUCCGGAAAUCGCCGCCGCGCCUGCUCGCCACCGAGCUCCGGAAAUCGCCGCCGCCCGCCGCUCGCCCCGCGCCUGCUCGCCACCGCCCCGGCCCGCCCCCUGCCGCCGACAAGGACCUCUACCUCAUGAGGUGUCCCCUCAUCUGUUUUUAUGCUGUUGAGUACCACUUGCCCCACAGAGUUGCUCGACAGUUCGGAUUGCGCCAGGAGUUUCCGGUGGAGCCAUUCUCGACUUCAAUAGAACUUCAUAAGUUCGACAGACAGAGACAAAAGAAGGUCACGGACUUCGAGACGCACCAUCGUGAUUACAUUGAUGAAUGGGACCAGCAGGGGGAUCUUAACUAUGAGAAUGACCAGGCGCACACAAACUACAACUUCCGGAGGUAUUUGAUUUGGUAUUCUGGUGUGACUAGGUGCAAGCUGAAGGGACAGUGGACAGCUGCAGACUAUGCCGAGCAAGAAUCGUCAGACGACGAAGACACAACUUUCGACAUAGCUGCUCGGCACGGGUCCCAAAUUGAGGCUGCUCCAAUCCUUGAUAGAGUGGUAACUAUUUCUUUACUAAAAUUAGAGAUUCCAAUUCAAUGUUUUAUGUCUAGUUUUGAGCAUUCUAAUGUUUUAACUUGUGAUAGGGAAACUCUAUGCUCUUGGACCAUCUACAGCAGGACUGAGCUCUUCGCGAUCGACGCGGGACACGUUUGA
Molecule: messenger RNA, 936 nt
Organism: Zea mays
Lineage: Eukaryota; Viridiplantae; Streptophyta; Magnoliopsida; Poales; Poaceae
Exons: 5
Coding region: 1-936 (311 amino acids)
Biological process (GO): meristem development; meristem maintenance
Source: RefSeq, a predicted model, not a curated record